Pezoporus occidentalis (night parrot) is the source of this 1553-nucleotide messenger RNA. It is a transcript of the gene BFSP2, whose product is annotated as beaded filament structural protein 2. NCBI's taxonomy places the organism in Eukaryota, Metazoa, Chordata, Aves, Psittaciformes, Psittacidae. Gene Ontology annotation, cellular component: intermediate filament; cytoskeleton. The record is from RefSeq and is a predicted model, not a curated record. The transcript is spliced from 7 exons. Gene Ontology annotation, molecular function: structural molecule activity. Gene Ontology annotation, biological process: intermediate filament organization. The coding region runs from base 23 to 1318 and encodes 431 amino acids.
CGGGCCAGGCCGGAGCAGCACCAUGCCCUUGCCGAGGCGCCGGUCGUCCUUCCUGGGCCAGCAGCCCUCCGCCUCCGCCACCGAGAGCUCAGGGCCGCCCGGCCGCCGGCUGAGCAUCGGCGGUGCGGGGAGCCUGUCCAGACCCCCCGGUGUCUACGUGGGCACCGUCCCCACGGGCGGCGUGAGCAGCUUGGGCACCCGCGUGUCCCGCAGAGCCCUGGGCAUCAGCAGCGUGUUCCUGCAGGGGCUGCGCAGCUCCUCGGCCGCCGUGCCCUUGGCCGCGGGGCUGGAGAAGGGCCGGGGUCUCUCAUACGAGAGCCUCAACAGCUGCUUGGUGGAGUACAUCGAGAAGGUGCGAGCGCUCGAGCAGGUGAACCAGGAGCUGGAGGAGCACAUCAGAGUGUACCUGGACAAGAAAGCGGCCAGCGUGGGCAGCUGGGGAGCGCUGCGGGAGAACUGGGAGGCCAUCUACCAUCAGGUGGGCGAAGCAGUCCUCGAAAAUGCUCGUCUUAUGCUGCACACUGAGAAUAUUCAAGCCUGUGCUGAAGAUUUUAAAGACAGGUAUGAAAAUGAGCAGCCAUUCAGAAAGGCAGUGGAAGACGAAAUUAAUUCGCUAUAUAAAGUGAUUGAUGAUGCUAAUUUAACUAAAAUGGAUCUGGAGAGUCAGAUAGAGAGCAUGAAAGAAGAACUAACUUUGCUGUCAAAGACUCAUGAAGAAGUAAGUCCAGACUCGGGACACUGCAAAGCCAAUGUGUGCCUGUUUCAUCCGGAUGUGAAGGUAUUAUACAAGCAGCUAGCGGGAUCUCAGCUGGAAGAACUGGAUGUUCCCCUGGGAAGUGGCCUGGAUGACAUCCUGGAAAAAAUCAGAAUCCACUGGGAGAGAGACAUUGAAAAGAAUCGUGCUGAGACAGGAGCCCUGCUUCGUACCAAGGUUAUGAUGACAGUGGCAAUCCUUUACCAGCAGCAGGCCGAAGCGACCGCGGCCGUGCGAACCCAGGAGGAGGAGCUGGUGGAGGGCCUCAGGACCGAGUUCCAUGAAACCGCCUGCAAAAUACAGAGCUUGCAAGCAGAAACGGAAUCCUUGAGGACCUUGAAGAGGGGUCUGGAGAACUCUUUAUAUGACGCCAAGCACUGGCACGACAUCGAGCUGCAGAACCUAGGCUCUGUCAUUUCCAAGCUGGAGGCAGAGAUGGGGGAAAUCAAAAUGGAAACCGAGCAGCAGCAGCGGGAUCGUGAAAAUCUGCUGAGCAGCAAACAACAGCUGGAGAAAGACAUUGCUGCGUACCACUGCCUUCUGGAUGGAGAACACAGCAGCUGAUUAUGAAACUCCCAGCCCACAGAAGACCACUGCCAUGCGAGCGAAAGAUGUCACUGCCCAUUCUGUCCAUGGAAGCUAAAAACCCAAAAAGCAGCCUGCUCUAUUCAGUUUGACUCAACAAUCGAAGUAGGUUGUAGCUUGAACAACUUUAUUAGACCCUCCUCACGUAAUUGCUUUGCUUACAGAUUCCAAUUUACUCAUGUUGUUAAAAUUAUAAUAAACAUACAGAAGAUCA